Closterium sp. Naga37s-1 is the source of this 2196-nucleotide messenger RNA. The record is from the annotation of a GenBank genome assembly. NCBI's taxonomy places the organism in Eukaryota, Viridiplantae, Streptophyta, Zygnematophyceae, Desmidiales, Closteriaceae.
AUGAAAGGGUUGGUGGGUCAAUUUGGAGGGGGGGGCGGGGUGCUGCGUGAGGGCAAAGGGGGUUCUGGCAGGGAAGAAAUAUGUGGUGGCAUAGGGGAAAGUAUCGUGAGGUCACUUUCCUCUUUAUUCGUGCACUUAUCUUGCCCCUCUGACCGCACCGCACCCCCCUUCCAACUCACCCAUCACCUCCUAACCCACUGCCCGCACCCUCUUUUCCCUCUCCACGCACCUUCAUUCCCCCCUUUUGACCUCACCUUCCUUUUUCCCUCCCCUGUUUGCCUACAUUCCCCAUAUGAAAUCAAGUCCUUUCCCCCUCCCUAUGCACUUAACUCUCCCCUCUCAAAUCACCUCUUGCCCCCUCUGACAGCACCUCUUGCCCCCCUCCCAACACCUUCUCUCCCGACCUCUGUCCUCUCCUCCUUCCCCCUCUCAGUGCACCUUCUCCCCACCUCUGUCCUCUCCUCCCUUCCCCCUCUCACAGCUCCUACCUUCCCCCACCCACAGCAUCUCCCUUCCCCCACCCACAGCAUCUCCCUUCCCCCUCUCACAGCUCCUCCCUUCCCCCUCUCACAGCUCCUCCCUUCCCCCACCCACAUCAUCUCCCUUCCCCCUAUCACAGCUCCUCCCUUCCCCCUCUCACAUCUCCUACCUUCCCCCACCCACAGCAUCUCCCUUCCCCCUAUCACAGCUCCUCCCUUCCCCCUAUCACAGCUCCUCCCUUCCCCCUCUCACAGCUCAUACCUUCCCCCACCCACAGCAUCUCCCUUCCCCCUAUCACAGCUCCUCCCUUCCCCCUCUCACAGCUCCUCCCUUCCCCCACCCACAUCAUCUCCCUUCCCCCUCUCACAGCUCCUCCCUUCCCCAUCUCACAGCAUCUCCCUUCCCCCACCCACAGCAUCUCCCUUCCCCCUAUCACAGCUCCUCCCUUCCCCCUCUCACAGCUCCUCCCUUCCCCCACCCACAGCAUCUCCCUUCCCCCUCUCACAGCUCCUCCCUUCCCCCACCCACAUCAUCUCCCUUCCCCCUCUCACAGCUCCUCCCUUCCCCCUCUCACAGCUCCUACCUUCCCCCACCCACAGCAUCUCCCUUCCCCCACCCACAGCAUCUCCCUUCCCCCUAUCACAGCUCCUACCUUCCCCCUCUCACAGCUCCUCCCUUCCCCCACCCACAUCAUCUCCCUUCCCCCUAUCACAGCUCCUCCCUUCCCCCUCUCACAGCUCCUCCCUUCCCCCACCCACAGCAUCUCCCUUCCCCCACCCACAGCAUCUCCCUUCCCCCUAUCACAGCUCCUACCUUCCCCCUCUCACAGCUCCUCCCUUCCCCCACCCACAUCAUCUCCCUUCCCCCUAUCACAGCUCCUCCCUUCCCCCUCUCACAGCUCCUCCCUUCCCCCACCCACAUCAUCUCCCUUCCCCCUCUCACAGCUCCUCCCUUCCCCAUCUCACAGCAUCUCCCUUCCCCCACCCACAGCAUCUCCCUUCCCCCUAUCACAGCUCCUCCCUUCCCCCUCUCACAGCUCCUCCCUUCCCCCACCCGCAUCAUCUCCCUUCCCCCUAUCACAGCUCCUCCCUUCCCCCUCUCACAGCUCCUACCUUCCCCCACCCACAGCAUCUCCCUUCCCCCACCCACAGCAUCUCCCUUCCCCCUCUCACAGCUCCUCCCUUCCCCCUCUCACAGCUCCUCCCUUCCCCCACCCACAUCAUCUCCCUUCCCCCUCUCACAGCUCCUCACUUCCCACACACAGCAUCUCCAUUCCCCAUAUCACAGCUCGUCCCUUCCCCCUCUCACAGCUCCUCCCUUCCCCCACCCACAGCAGCUCCCUUCCCCCUCUCGCACCUCCUACCUUCCCCCUCUCGCUGCUCCUCCCUUCCCCGUUCCGCCUCUCAUUCCGCAUCUCAAGCCGCCUCUCCUUCCGCCUCUCAUUCCGCCCCUCCUUCCGCAUCUCACUCCGCCUCUCGCGUCGCCUCUCAUUCCGGGUUUCUUUCCGCCCCUCAUUACGCCUCUCAUUACGCCUCUCAUUACGCCUCUCAUUACGCCUAUCUAUUCGCCUCAUCCCGCCUCUCAAUCCGCCUCUCAUCCCGCCUCUCACGCCGCCUCUCGUUCCGCCUCUCGUUCCGCCUCUCAUUCCGCCUCUCGUUCCGCCUCUUUUUCCGCCUCUCAUUCCGCCUCACAUUCCGCCUCUUAUUCCGCCUAUAA